This is a messenger RNA of Dreissena polymorpha, 1967 nucleotides long. RefSeq lists its product as uncharacterized. The record is from RefSeq and is a predicted model, not a curated record. The transcript is spliced from 4 exons. Gene Ontology annotation, biological process: protein polyubiquitination; proteasome-mediated ubiquitin-dependent protein catabolic process. Bases 181 to 1845 code for a protein of 554 amino acids. Gene Ontology annotation, molecular function: protein binding; ubiquitin protein ligase activity; zinc ion binding. NCBI's taxonomy places the organism in Eukaryota, Metazoa, Mollusca, Bivalvia, Myida, Dreissenidae.
GACAGUGAAUGUCAUUUGUUGUUCUGUACAGAUUCCGUGAUUGCUUGACUUUUGAAAUGCACAAACCUUUAAAUUGUGUCUUUUCUUGAUGAUUUAUUUGUAUUCAUGGAGUUACUGCAAAAUUAGAAUUUACCUGAAUUUAAGUUGUUAUGUUUUGUUUGGUUUAAGUAAAUACUCAAAAUGGCGGAUAUUUCAAUGUCACUUGCCAUAGGCUCUGAUGAAAUUAAGGAUUUUAUUUGUUUGUCAUGCAAAGAGCAAGCUAAUGCAGAUUUUUACUGCAAAACAUGUUUGAAACUUUAUUGUGGAAAAUGUAUUCAGUUACAUGAUAAGUGGUUUAAAAAACAUUCAGCUUAUGGAAGGAAUGACAUGAAAGAAUGGCCAGUUUCGAAACAGGUGGAGGAAUUUCUAUUAAAGUGUGAAACACACAAAGACGAACAAAUUGAAAUGUUAUGUGAUGACCACAGUCAGCUGUGCUGUACAAAGUGCGCCUUCCUGAAUCACAGCCAGUGCAGUAAAGUUACUCUGAUUUCGGAGAUGAUCAACACGCAGCCCACAGACAUACUGGGACUGUUAGUGGAGCUGGAAACUUUCCUGGGGGAAAUCAAAAGCCUGCAGAUCAGUCAGGAGCUCAGUGUUCAGUCAUUGCAGGGAGCAUACAAGGAACAUAAAGCAUUCGUAAAAAAACAAAUGCUUGUUGAUAUAAAUACUACCAUAGAUGAAUGUGGUAAUAGUUUUGUGAGUACAUCGGGCAAAAAUGAGCCAUAUUUAAAAGAAGAAAUGUGUUGGAGUGUUCUUUCUAUCUUGAACGAAUUUGAUAAUAUUACUGUGAAGGUACUUAACGAGAUGAAAGAUGAAGUUAUAAGCAUAAAAGGGUCAAUUAAAAGUUCUAUUGAUAAAUGCACUGGUCUUCACAAUGACUUGUCACUAUUCCAUGAAUUUGUUCAGAAAAUUAGAGAUAAUAAAGAGCUCUGCCUUAUAGCCAGCAUAAAAUGUAAGCACAUAAUACAGCAGGCAUCAGCUCUUCUAGGCAAAUCAGGCAAGGUGUUUAAUGUCCAGGGGCAUUAUGAGCACAAUGUGAGGAUAGCAAGUGAUUCAGAUUCAUGUGUUAACACAGGCAUAUGUGUUCUUCCUGAUGGGCAGGUCCUGGUUGCAGACUGGAGUAAUAAGACAGUCAAGCUGCUGAACCAGCAGUACCAGGUGGUGAGUCACUGUAGUGUUACUGCUGAACCACGGGAAAUGUGCCAGAUCACACCCAGUGAGGUUGCAGUGGCUGUGGAUAAAUGGGGUAACACACAUGAGGCCCAGUUUAUCACAGUCGCACAAAGCCAACUUGUCCUAGGCAGAAAACUUCAGUUACAACAUAGAUGUAAAGGUAUUGCCCAUCACCAGGGAGACCUGUUCAUCUGCUCUGAUACUGCAUUGUACAAGUACUCACUGAGUGGCAAACUGGUCUGCAGACUCUAUGAGGAUGUAUCAGGUGCUGAUACAGUAUGGAAGUGUGCUGUCAGUCCAACCGGGGAGAAGCUGUACAUUUCCAGCCCCUUCCAUCACAAGCUCCUCACCCUGGCCAGAGAUGGGACAGUCCUGGCUACAUUCACAGACCCAGCACUAGAGCGCCCAUAUGGUCUACAUGUGACCCCUGCAGGCCAUGUGCUGGUCUGUGGAUGGAGGUCCCACACUAUAGUACAGGUGGACUAUGAGGGAAGGAGAAAGCUGGCCACUCUGUCUACAAGGGAGAGGGAUGGAGUGUGGUACCCAGAGUCAGUGUGCUACAGCAGCACCACAUCAACCAUCAUUGUGGGACAGUGGGGGGGCAACAACAUCCUGGUGUUCAGAGUACAAUAGUGUGUACAUUAUUCUCUUUUAAUGUACAGUGGAACCCCUCAAAACCAGACACUGCCUGGACAUUCCGGUUAAGAGAGGAUUCCGGUUAAGAGGGGAAAUUGACUAUUUUACUUUCAGAAGGU